AUGGACCACUCCCUGGAGCACCACCGCGCCUAUCUUGGCAAGUCUGUCUCCCAGCUACCCACGCCGUCCUUUGUAGUUAGCCUCCCCAUCGUGCAGAGGAACAUUGCCAGAUUGCAUCAAGACGUUUCCGAUCUUGGUAUCGGCUUCCGACCGCACGUCAAAACACUUAAGACACUUGAAAUCACGCGGUUGAUGCUUGCAAACGGAAGAUAUCGCUCUGUUGUCGCCUCGACCCUGGCAGAGAUCCGUGGAGUUCUCCCUUUGGUCCAAGAGGGUGUUUUGGAUGAGUGUCUCUAUGGCAUGCCUGUCUACCCCGGUGCUUUGCCUGCACUCCAGCAAUUGCACAAGUCUAUCCGCAUACAACUCAUGGUCGAUAACGAGCAGCAAAUCACUUGCCUGGAUAAUUUCCCAACCGAAUCAACACAGCCGUGGGACAUUUUCAUCAAAAUCGAUGUCGGUUCGCACAGAGCCGGCAUACAACCAGAAUCGUCUUUAUUAUGCAGGCUGGUCGCAAAGGCCGAAAAGUCUCACUCUGUCAAUAUUGCUGGCUUUUACUGCCAUGCGGGCCAUUCCUAUGCCGGGCGUUCUCCCGCCGAGGCAGAAAGGACGUUGCAAGAUGAGGUCUCGGGAGUCUUGAGCGCAUCGAAACUCUUGCCCGCGACGCGCAAGCUCUGGGUGUCGGUGGGAUCAACACCGACAGCCCAUGUGGUUAAGAGCUUGAAGGCCACGCUUCCAGCAAACAUAGAGCUGGAAUUACACGCAGGCAUGUCUAUGUGA
Fusarium odoratissimum NRRL 54006 is the source of this 777-nucleotide messenger RNA. RefSeq lists its product as uncharacterized. The record is from RefSeq and is a predicted model, not a curated record. Gene Ontology annotation, molecular function: D-serine ammonia-lyase activity. Gene Ontology annotation, biological process: D-serine catabolic process. Lineage: Eukaryota; Fungi; Ascomycota; Sordariomycetes; Hypocreales; Nectriaceae. The transcript is spliced from 3 exons. The coding region runs from base 1 to 777 and encodes 258 amino acids.